Xyrauchen texanus (razorback sucker) is the source of this 1966-nucleotide messenger RNA. RefSeq names its product coiled-coil domain containing 117 (gene ccdc117). The transcript is spliced from 6 exons. The record is from RefSeq and is a predicted model, not a curated record. NCBI's taxonomy places the organism in Eukaryota, Metazoa, Chordata, Actinopteri, Cypriniformes, Catostomidae. The coding region runs from base 215 to 1087 and encodes 290 amino acids.
CGAGCCUUCACUAAGACGCUGUUCCAAAACGCGUCGUAAAAUUUAAGCUCACACAACUUCUCACGUCAACUAGACGUUAGACUCUUGAGACAAUUGUAACACAAUUGUUUAAAAGCUUCUUUUUUAGUUUUUGCGAACGCGUGAGAGGUCGUUUCUUCCACCCACACUGCUGCACUGCAGACACUGAUGUCUUCAGGUCAUCUUUGGCUGGAAGAUGCAGAGCCACAGGUCAGGAAGCAGCGAACUGGAGUUAAUCAUGUACUCCCCUCAUGCACAAUUUAGUAACCCUGAUUUGGGCAUAAUUAAUGGGCCAAACAGAGAUUCCCAUCAUCUGACAAUUGGAUCUAUGCCAAAUGCAAGCUGGGAGAGAAGAUGCAUGAGGAAGCUGAGGAGAAGGACAAACGAUGGAAGCUGUAGUCCCAAAAGACGAAAGCUGAUGGGAGAGGAAGGAGUUGAAAUAGCUGAGUAUCCAAUUCAGAAAGUAAGCCACGAAUGGUCUGUGGACUCUACCACCCCUUCACUCUCAUCUGAUACCAGCCUGGGUCAGUUGCAGACUGAAUCAAGGACAGAGGAGAUGGGUCUGACCUUCACUGCCUCUUCCUCUCCACUACCCAUAGUUCACACAGAGGGGUCAGGCAUGGAGGUAGUGGCAGCUCAGAGGAGACUGCAGGAGAUAGAAAAGAGGAUAACUUUAGAAGAUGACAGCGAUGAGGAGCUGGAUUUGGAACCAGCUCUACGCAGGCCAGUUCUGGUGAUGUCCGACAGCCUAAGGGAGGGUUUACAGCAUGGGAUUGGUGACAUUCUACCCCACACAGUAGCACAGUCUAUGAGCCGCUCUUGUAUGGAACUGGUGGUAUGGCGCCCUCCAGAGGACCCCCUCACCCAGAGGCUGAAAGGCUCUCUACAAAGACAGCAGCGUAAGCAGCUGUCAGUUAUCAGACAGACUGCCUCUCCUAUACCAUCUAUCAGCAGCCCCUUCACCCCCACAUCCCAGGUGCAGUUCACAGCAACCAAUGAGCAAGCUUUCAGCCCCCUGUUCAGCAGCCCUGUGGUUCUCAACUCUGGAGAAGAAGAAAUGGAGAUAUAGAGGGAAAUCUUUGGAGUAUCUGACUCUUUGUAUCCUGUAUAUGGAAUAAGCUUUGAACUAAUUGAGACCACCUCUGCAUCCCAGUAUCUGUGAAAAUGAGGAAUAACCACAAGGGUUGGAGUGCAUUAAGUUUUGCGCAAGUAUCAGAUGAAAUUUAUUUGUGCCAUGUUUUUUAACCUGCACUUUGGCUAUUUAAGAGCUGGGACCAUACUUGCCCUUGUAAAAAUGAGAAGUAUCAUAUAUGAACAUAAUCUGUGAUUUUGUUUUUAUUUUUUAUUAUUGUUUUUUUUUUUUUUCCCAUGAUACAUUGAUCAAAUGUGCAGUCACUCAACAUACAUCAUAGUACAUAGCACUACUCCUAUUUGAAAUCAUUACUGGUUAAUCUUGCAAGAAAACUUUAUAAACUGUCUUUAUACAGUUGUAUUAUUUUAGUGAUAUUAUUGAUUCAUAGUGCUUGAUUUGUUACAAACUGCCAUAUUAUUUACAUGUAAUGCUUUGUGAGCAGACAGGUUGUCACUGUUCAAAACCUGUGAAUCCUUUUAUUUUGCCCUUGUUGUUUUUAAAGGUUCUGUAGUUAUGAAAAUUGGAAAAAUAAUCUUUAGUGAAUAUCUGUUCAUGUUGAUGAAUUUCAUGGAUUGAAUGCCAGCGUAACAUUUUUUUAUUUUAACAAGUUCUUGUCCCCUAACAUUGUGCUUCUUUAUUUAACUGAGUGGGAAAAGAGCAUUAUGUGGUCUUGAACUGGGCAUAAUAUAACAACUGCCCUAUUCUUUAUAACCAGUUUAAUAUUUCAUUUUAGCUGUCUGCAUAUUUUUACCUUCUACACAAGGGAUGUCAAACUCAUAUUAGGAUUGGGAAAAAUGUCACAUUAUGCCAAACAAA